AUGAAGGUCGCGGUGCUUCAGUUCAACCCUCGCCUGGGUGAGCUGGUCAGGAACAUGCAGCGUGCAGACACAAUACUGAGUGCAAAUCAAACAAAUCUCGAACUUCUGGUCCUCCCGGAAAUGGCCUUCUCAGGAUACAACUUCUCCAGCCUCGACCACAUCCGUCCGUUCUUGGAGCCAACAGCAAAAGGACCAACAGCACAGUGGGCCAUCAAGACAGCCUUAGCACGGCAGUGUACAGUUAUAGUUGGGUAUCCGGAGAUCGCAACCGCAGAAGGUGACAGUACUGAGGGCGGCAAGAACUACAACUCGACCAUCACCAUUGGACCAGACGGAAAAGUACUUGCCAAUUACCGGAAGAGCUUCCUCUACUACACAGACGAAACAUGGGCAGAAGAAGGCUUCCGCUCGACGACGGCACAGACGCCAUUCUUUGCAAGCUCUUUGGGAUCACUGGGAAUGGUAGGCCAUGGAAUAUGCAUGGACAUCAACCCUUACAAAUUCGCCUCACCAUGGACAAAUUUCGAGUUCGCCACGCACAUGCUUCAGCACAAUGUCAAGCUGGUCAUUCUCAGUAUGGCAUGGCUGACUCGACUGACGCCGGAGGACACCAUGGUCAACCCAGAGAGGCCGGAUAUGGAGACUGUGGCAUACUGGCUGGAGAGGUUCUGGCCGUUUGUCGACAGUCAGCCACAAGAUCCGAUCGUCGUGGUAUUUGCAAACAGGUGCGGCAGCGAGGGUACAGAUAAAGGCAGUGCGAGGAUGGAUCAUGGCGAGGUGAUUGAGCUCGGAGAUCGCGUCGCGUAUGCUGGGAGCAGUUGUGUCAUGAGAUUCCAAGGCGGAUCGGUCAAGUUGUGGGAGCAUUGGUGCGGGCCGAAUAAGGGAGACGUCGGCUUGCUGGGUAAAGGAGAGGAGGCCAUGGUAGUGGUAGACACAAGCCUAGCGGCAGGCUUCCUCUUACAGCAGAAAGCUGGAUAG
Molecule: messenger RNA, 978 nt
Organism: Zymoseptoria tritici IPO323
Lineage: Eukaryota; Fungi; Ascomycota; Dothideomycetes; Mycosphaerellales; Mycosphaerellaceae
Exons: 1
Coding region: 1-978 (325 amino acids)
Biological process (GO): protein catabolic process
Molecular function (GO): protein-N-terminal asparagine amidohydrolase activity; protein-N-terminal glutamine amidohydrolase activity
Source: RefSeq, a predicted model, not a curated record